AUGCCGUUAGUCACAACUGCGCAACUUGUAAAAUUACAAUCCCAAACAGAAUUUAUACGUAACAUUUGCAUUCUGGCACACGUGGAUCACGGAAAAACUACACUUUCUGAUUCACUGUUGGCCUCCAAUGGGAUCAUUUCGUCUAAGCUUGCAGGAAAGGUAAGGUACCUUGACAGUCGAAAGGAUGAACAGGAGAGAGGAAUAACAAUGGAAGCAAGUGGGAUUUCCUUAUACUUUCAAAUUUUACGAAAGACUGAAAAUGAAGAAAUUGCUGAUGAAUAUCUAAUAAAUCUAAUUGAUGCUCCUGGUCACGUUGAUUUUGCAAGUGAGGUAUCGACAGCAUCCAGACUAUGUGAUGGCGCUUUGAUUCUUGUUGAUGUCGUCGAGGGUGUAUGCACGCAGACAUACACAGCGCUCCGCCAAGCUUGGGUAGAGAAUGUUCGACCAAUUUUGGUUCUUAAUAAGAUAGAUCGGCUGAUAACUGAACUCAAAUUAACACCUGUUGAAGCCCAAGUUCAUCUCAACAAGAUUCUUGAACAAGUGAAUGCAGUCAUGGGAACUUUUUUCGCUGGUGAUGUAAUAGAAGAAGAAACAAGAAGACACGAUAAUCAGAAGGAACGUCAAGAAAAAGAAUGUUCAGAUAUCGAAUCAAGUUCUAGCGAGAUGGAAUUUGAAGAACGGGAUGACUCUAAUAUUUAUUUUACGCCUGAAACUGGCAAUGUUGUUUUUGCGAGUGCUCUCGAUGGUUGGGCAUUUAGGCAAUUGUUUACAGUGGUAUCCGAUCUGGGUGAUAGAGUCGAACAAUUUGCUCAAAUAAUUUCAGCAAAGCUAGGUAUUAAAGAAAGUUUGCUACGCAAGUUUCUCUGGGGCGAUUACUAUCUUGAACCAAAAACGAAACGACUCCUGCAACAUAAGCAUCUUAAAGGACGUUCUCUGAAGCCAAUGUUUGCUCAAUUCGUUUUGGACAAUAUAUGGAAAGUCUAUGAUGCAAUCAUCGUGAACAAUAAUCGUGAAAAGAUUGAAAAGAUUGUCAAAACGCUCGAUUUGAAAGUACUAGCGCGGGAUAUGAGGUCCAAGGAUACGAGAACUUUGCUGACAUCAAUUUUUAAUCAAUGGCUACCUUUAUCAACAGCUAUUUUACAUAUCCUUUUAAUUGAUCAGCUUCCUUCACCAGUCACCGCGCAACCAAUACGAAUCCCACGGAUACUGCAUAUUCGUUCGAAUCUCCCCAAAGAAAUAAAUGAAAUUGAGCGUGGAUUGUGUAAUUGUGAUUCCAGUGAAUUGGCACCUGUUGUCGCGUAUGUUUCAAAAAUGUUUGCGGUACCUUUGGAUAUGUUGCCAGAAAAUAGACGAACGCAGUUGACUGCGGAAGAGCUGAGGGAGCGAGGAAGGCUUAGAAGAGAAGCACUACAAAAAAUUUCAACAGAACCAUCUACUACCAAUACGGAAUAUAAUGACGUUCCUGAUACGCCUGAAAAUUCAUUGAAUAGUUCUCUUGUAGAAACAGAAGAAUAUGAUACUGCUGAAUCACUACCAUCUUCUAAGGAAACCUUUAUUGGUUUUGCGCGUCUUUAUUCCGGUACUAUUCGUGUUGGACAGAAACUCUAUGUUCUAGGGCCCAAAUAUGAUCCUGCCUUUCCGGAUAAACAUUGCACCGAGGUUACUAUCGAAAACCUCUACCUGAUGAUGGGAAGGGAGUUAGAACCUCUUGAGGAAGUGCCAGCAGGUAAUGUCUUUGGAGUUGGUGGACUAGAAGGCCAUAUACUGAAGAAUGGUACUCUUAGCAGUACGAAAGAAUGUAAAAGUCUUGCAAGCGUUACAUCCGAGUCCUCUCCGAUUGUACGAGUCGCUCUUGAGCCGAAAGAUCCAUCUGAAAUCAGUAAACUUAUUGAGGGUUUACGCCUGCUUAAUCAAGCCGAUCCUUGUGUAGAAGUCCUUGUGCAAGAAACGGGCGAACACGUCAUUUUAACUGCGGGCGAGGUGCAUCUCGAAAGGUGUUUGUUGGAUUUAAGAGAACGGUUUGCUAAAAUCGAAAUCCAAGUAUCACCGCCGAUUGUGCCUUUUAGGGAAACAAUAGUUCCGAUGUCGGAUUCUCAACAAAAUAAAGAUGCAAAUACACAACGUGGUGCUGUUACGCUUUCUACACCAAAUAAAUAUUGCACCAUCAAAAUGCGUGCAAUGCCAUUAUCAUCUAAUGUUACUGCUUUCAUCGAUCAACAUGCUAUGACUAUAAAAUCUAUAAUUGAUGAACGUCAACAAAGAAAUAAAAUUGAUACACAAAUGACAAAAGAAUAUGAGGAUGUCCUUAAAGAAGUGGUCAAUAAAAAAGAACGGGUAUUGGAUGUUGACGAAUUUUUUAAUGAACUUGAGUCUGAGUUUGGUAAAGCCACUGAUAAUAUUUGGGCAUUCGGGCCAAAACGCGUUGGCCCAAACAUAUUGAUAAACCGAGUGCCUAAUUAUUCACGAAAACCGUAUCCUUUGUUGUGGAGAAAGAACGCUAAUGCCCAAAAGAUUCAUGAAACGUCUUCGCACGAUGGGACUUCAGGAGAGGUGGAUGAGCAAUCAUCGUUGGAAUUAACAAUUCGCGAUUUUGAAGAGGCCAUUCACACUGGGUUUCAGCUUGCCACGAAAGCAGGUCCUCUCUGUGCUGAACCAAUGAUGGGUGUGGCAUAUUUCUUAGAAGAUUUUCAAAUAUCCAUAAAUGCUGAAAAUGUUGACAUCUCUGAAAAUACUAAAAAACCUUUGGGAAUUUCAGUACGCUCGAGACUAAGUGGUCAAAUUAUUACAACGGUCAGAGAUGCUUGUUAUCAAAGCUUCUUAGAAUGGUCUCCAAGAAUAAUGCUUGCCAUGUACUCUUGUGAUAUUCAAGUGACUACCGAAGCUCUAGGUCGUGUUUACGGGGUCAUAUCUAGACGUCGCGGUCACAUUAUUUCUGAAGAAUUAAAAGAGGGAACUCCAUUUUUCCUAAUCUGUGCACACCUACCUGUAGUAGAGAGCUUUGGGUUCGCUGUUGAGAUCAGAAAACGUACUUCUGGUGCAGCUAGUCCCCAAUUAAUCUUUAGCGGAUUCGAGAUGUUGGAUGAAGACCCGUUUUGGGUUCCAACAACUGAAGAAGAGCUUGAAGAUAUGGGAGAAAAAGCUGAUAGGGAAAACCUUGCCAAGAAGUACAUAGAAAGCGUGAGGAAACGGAAGGGCAUGUCCAUCGACAAGAAGAUAGUUGAGCAUGCAGAAAAACAACGAACCCUUAAAAAGAAAUGA
Molecule: messenger RNA, 3258 nt
Organism: Acaulospora morrowiae
Lineage: Eukaryota; Fungi; Glomeromycota; Glomeromycetes; Diversisporales; Acaulosporaceae
Source: the annotation of a GenBank genome assembly